AUGGAGUGGGGUGGCCGAGAUGCAGCUGGGGCAGGGGAUGGAAGAAGAGCAGGAGAUGGAUGCAAGGGAGACGGAGCAGGAGAAGGUGGAGACGGAGCCUGGUGGAGACUGAGACGGUGGCACGUGAUGCAUGGCCAUCCGCAGAGGCGCGGCGUUGGCUGUUAUCGCGAGUACUUCGAUUGUUGGUGUCUUGGUUGCGCCGAGAUUGAUCGGUUGUUGAUAUGCGGGCCGGCUGACUGCGGUCUCGCGGAGGAUAACGAGUGCGUUUGGGUGAGCGGCCACGACCGCGGUCGUUGUUAUCGUCGUCGUCACGACGACGGGAAGCUCCGUGAUGUUGAGCAUGGUCGUCUUGAAUGGCACGUGAAGAAGUCGACUUGUGGCCACCAUAUUUUUUGA
Aphanomyces astaci is the source of this 396-nucleotide messenger RNA. RefSeq lists its product as hypothetical. Lineage: Eukaryota; Oomycota; Saprolegniomycetes; Saprolegniales; Verrucalvaceae. The record is from RefSeq and is a predicted model, not a curated record. Bases 1 to 396 code for a protein of 131 amino acids. The transcript has a single exon.